ACUAUAUCUGGUCUCACCGGACCCCGCAUUCACCAUAUCCGGUCUCCCCGGACCCCGCAUUCACUAUAUCUGCUCUCCCUGGACCCCGCAUUCACUACAUCCCCUCUCCCCGAACCCUGUAUUCACUAUAUCCACUCUCCCCGGACCCUGCAUUCAUUAUAUCCACUCUCCCCGGACCCUGCAUUCACUAUAUCUGAUCUCUCCAGACGCCGCAUUCACUAUAUCCGGUCUCCCCGGACCCUGCAUUCACUAUAUCUGGUCUCCUCGGACCCUGCAUUCACUAUAUCCGGUCUCCCCGGACCCUGCAUUCACUAUAUCUGGUCUACCCGGACCCUGCAUUCACUAUAUCCAGUCUCCACAGACCCCGCAUUCACUAUAUCUGGUCUCCCACAGUACCCCGGAUUCACUGUA
This is a messenger RNA of Staurois parvus, 411 nucleotides long. The record is from the annotation of a GenBank genome assembly. NCBI's taxonomy places the organism in Eukaryota, Metazoa, Chordata, Amphibia, Anura, Ranidae.